Molecule: messenger RNA, 336 nt
Organism: Ceutorhynchus assimilis (cabbage seed weevil)
Lineage: Eukaryota; Metazoa; Arthropoda; Insecta; Coleoptera; Curculionidae
Source: the annotation of a GenBank genome assembly
AUGCGGAGGCCGUCUGAAAAGAAGGCCAAACCGCUCCAUGAACUUUUUCCUGCUGCUGACGAACCAACUAUAUAUUUACGAUACUUUUGUUCGCCGUCGAGAGGCGCUGCUGUGCCUUUUACUCAGUCACUUCUUCUAGCUGUGUUAUACCCAAGAACCCAAGUGGGCCUAUACAACAGUACACCGUUAGACAGACCGAGAAGCCUGAAUAUUUCUUGGCAGAACUGUUGUUUAUUGUUCGUUAAAGCAAAGAGAAAUUCAACCGACCAGCCAACCAACGCCGCUAUCGUCAAGUUUCGAAUCGGAAUAAAAAAACACUGGUUGCCUGUUAGAUAG